UUGGCUUAUGACACGUAGAGCAGAUGACCUAGAGGUUAUCCAGACCUUGGAUGAGUUUAAUGGCCAACUCUCUAUACUACCUGAGGAUUGUUGGACUUUGGAGGCUAAGAAUGCCAUUUUCCAUGAGUUGAUAGGUCAUGACAAUCAUGGAUAUUGUUACACAUACGAGAGAACUGUGCCACGAAGAGCAGUGUAUAAAGAUGGUGUUGGGCCAUCACAGUCAGCACCCCAGCCAUCGACUAUUGUUCAGAUCACCCAGCAGGUUCGUGCGGAGCUAAGGGAUGAGUUGAGGGAGGAGCUGCGAGCAGAGUUCUCUACACAUUUACUGCAACUGAGAGCUGAGAUGAUGGCCUUUGUGUCAGAAGGGGCUAGUGUGGAUCCCAACAGACAGAUGGCCAUCAUCGUACAAGAUCAACGUGUCGGCGACGACGAGUUUAGUGAAGAUGGAGAAUGCAUCAACAUUGACGGAAUGAAGACCCUUUCAGAAGGAAUGAAUGCAAAGAUAAGGAGGCAAGAGUGCUAUUGA
Camellia sinensis is the source of this 526-nucleotide messenger RNA. Lineage: Eukaryota; Viridiplantae; Streptophyta; Magnoliopsida; Ericales; Theaceae. The record is from RefSeq and is a predicted model, not a curated record.